Molecule: messenger RNA, 724 nt
Organism: Dibothriocephalus latus
Lineage: Eukaryota; Metazoa; Platyhelminthes; Cestoda; Diphyllobothriidea; Diphyllobothriidae
Source: the annotation of a GenBank genome assembly
UGACAGAGACCUGGUAUCCGAGUCAGUAAAGGAUAGUGAGAUCGAUGUGCCUGGGAACAGCGUCUUCCGCUGCGACCAUAUUAAUAGGAUACAUGGAGGUGUCUUGGUGUAUGCCACUGACGGCUUAGUAGUAUCAAUUCUAGAACGCGCACGCACCGAAGACAACCGUGUGGAACAACUCUGGUUGUCGGUCAAGGCCGCUACUGGUGCAACUACAACCGUGAGUGUUAUAUACCGAAGCCCUCAAGCUAACGGUAUCAACUGGCUGACUACAGUCAAAAAGUAUGCCAGAAGGUCGCGGGUCUGUAUUGUAGGCCCUGCCUCUGAAACGGAGAACGCUUUGUUAGAAAUGGCAAACGAAGCCCAUCUUGUACAACACGUUGUCCAGCCUACGCGGAUAGCUGACUCAAGUAUGACCUCCUGUAUGGACUUGAUAUUUACAAAUGGCCACACAAAAGUAUCUGAUGUUCGGGUUUCCGCACCCCUAGGCACCAGUGAUCAUGCUACUAUCUUCGCAGCACUCCACAUAACAGGAUCGCCGUCAACGCGUAGAUGCUACAAACCGGCAUACUGGAAGGCUGACUACAAUGAAAUGAGGCAGAGCGCUAUGAACCUAUCCUGGGAACUGAGUAGCUCGGCCAAUGUAGAAGAACGCUGGAUAAUGAUCCGUGGAAAGGCCAGAAACUAUGCCUACAAAGCCUUCAUGAUCCUGAAAACUACAUAG